CGUGUGCCGGGCCGGCAGGCAGCCCCAGGAAGGGCUUGGUUUCCAGCCCAACUCCUCCGUGCUGCAGGCAGCCCCGGGAACCCCGGGCUGCGGCUGGAAUGCUCUUCAUCUGCGGCAUUAGUCAGCAGCCUUCCCCCGCGGAAGGACGGCUCUUUCCCAGCUUCUGACACGUAAUUCCGAUCCCAGCCUUUCACGUACCACGCACUCCCCACCUGCUCAUCUGGGAGAAGGUCAUUAUCCCCGGGCUAUUCACUGGCAGUGGAGCAUGCAAGAAUAGAUGCUUCUCCCAUUGUGCUGCCUAUCUCCCGGAUUGGCUGGAGAGUGUGGGAAACUCCACCGAGCCGGAGACCCACAGACUCUCAGUGAGGUGGCACAGUAUAAAUAUCAGGCAGGGCCAGCUUCCAGCCGCACGUUUCUCCUGGACUUCCACUCCGAGACCGUCCUUCCUGCAGGCAGAUGGCUCCCAGCAGUGUUUUCCUGGAGCCAGACAACCUCCUGUCACCAAAGGAGAAAAACAAACUGAGGAAGCCGGUGGUGGAGAAGAUGCGGCGUGACCGGAUUAACAGCAGCAUCGAGCAGCUGAAACUGCUCCUGGAGAAGGAGUUCCAGAGACACCAGCCCAACUCCAAGCUGGAGAAAGCUGACAUCCUGGAAAUGACUGUCAGCUACCUGAAACAGCAGAGCCAGCUGCAGAUGAGGACUGCAGGAUCCUUCCAUAAAAACUCUCAGUUUGACUUCAGAGAGGGUUACUCUAGGUGUUUGCAAGAAGCUUUCCAUUUCCUCUCUCUUCAUAAAGUACGAACUGAAACACAGACCAAGCUUUUAAGUCACUUCCAGAAGAACCAGUCACCUGCCACAGAGGUCACCUGUUCCCCGGGGAUCCCCAGCACCCUGAAACAAGCAUCUCCAAAAGACAUCAGCACUCUCUGGAGGCCCUGGUAGUCAGGAGAGUCCUUACUGUGUGGACCUUUGCCUUUAAUAGUCCAGAGGAUGGAUCCAGCUCUGAUCCUCUUUUCUGUAGGGAAUUUUGUUUCCCCUUGUCUUUUAUUUAUGUGUGAAAAGAAUGUCAUACUUUGGACUUUUGUGGGAUCCUUGGGCUAAAGUUUAGGCAUUCUGUUGAGUGGUAUUGAAUCUGUGUGGUGAGAGCACACAGC
Molecule: messenger RNA, 1154 nt
Organism: Calypte anna (Anna's hummingbird)
Lineage: Eukaryota; Metazoa; Chordata; Aves; Apodiformes; Trochilidae
Product: transcription factor HES-5
Exons: 3
Coding region: 457-942 (161 amino acids)
Biological process (GO): regulation of neurogenesis; anterior/posterior pattern specification; regulation of transcription by RNA polymerase II
Cellular component (GO): nucleus
Molecular function (GO): RNA polymerase II cis-regulatory region sequence-specific DNA binding; DNA-binding transcription factor activity, RNA polymerase II-specific; protein dimerization activity
Source: RefSeq, a predicted model, not a curated record